AUGAAUAUCGUCAUAGGAUACGUUUUCAUACUGUUAGCAACAGCAUUAUCAUCAUCAUCAUCAUAUGUAUUGAGUGAAAAAAAAGAUAAAUGUAGAAUUGUUCAGAAGACAACUCUUACGUGCGUGGAAUCGACACCGGAAGAUUUUCCAAGCGUUAAAAAUGAUAAAAUCGAAUGGUUGUUAAUAUCGAAAUCGAAUAUACCAUCGAUAACGAAGAAUUUAUUGAAACAUUAUCCGAGUUUGACGGAUCUUCACGCGGAAAAAAACGAAAUUGAAAAAAUCGAUGAAAAUGCAUUUUCCGCCACGAAAAAUCUCGAUUGGGUCGACGUGUCGUUUAAUAAAAUAACCACCGUGAGUCCGAAAAUUUUUUCUAAUUGUCCAAACAUACAGUAUUUCAACAUAUCCGGUAAUCCAAACUUGGUAAUACCGGAAAACGAGCCUUUUAUCGAAUCGCCAUCCCUUCAAUGGCUCCUCCUUCAACAAUCCAACAUAAAAAUGGUUUACGAAGAAACAUUUAAAGGAGUACCCGGUUUGAAAGUUUUAUCACUGUCUGACAACCAACUCAAAACUCUACCGGAAAACGUUUUUAAUAAUUUAAAUAAUUUAUAUUCUUUGGAUUUGUCGAAAAAUCAAUUCACGACGUUACCCGUGAGCCUUUUCGAACCUUUGCAAUACAUAUCAUUGUACGGAUUGGGAAUUUUUAUUUCAUUUCGUUUCUUAAGUUAA
Messenger RNA from Pediculus humanus corporis (human body louse), 726 nucleotides. Its product is annotated as Chondroadherin precursor, putative. The transcript is spliced from 2 exons. Lineage: Eukaryota; Metazoa; Arthropoda; Insecta; Psocodea; Pediculidae. The coding region runs from base 1 to 726 and encodes 241 amino acids. Gene Ontology annotation, molecular function: protein binding. The record is from RefSeq and is a predicted model, not a curated record.